CGCUGCACUUCCAGCUUGACUCGGCUCGGAGCAGGCAGAGCGGGGCCAGCCCAGCCCUGCGAGGCCCGGCGUGCCAGCGGAAGCCAUGGCACUGGUGGUUCACAUCCUCGCCUGCCUCCUGGGCACCGGCUCGUGGGUGGCCAUCAACGGCAUGUGGGUAGAGCUGCCCCUCAUUGUGCCCCGGGUCCCAGAGGGCUGGUACCUGCCAUCCUACCUCACGGUGCUGAUCCAGUUCGCCAACGUGGGGCCGCUCUUUGUCACCCUCGUGCACCACUUCCACCCUGGGCGGCUCAGUGAGUCCGGCACCAUCUACACCAUCGUCAGCCUCGGGGCGCUGGCCUGUGUCCUGCUGGCCUUCUUCUGGCAGGCGACCAGCGUGGUGGGGGGCACAGCCCGCAGCACCGCCCUCCUCAUCCUCCUCUUCUUCCUCUCCCUGGUGGACUGCACCUCCUCCGUCACCUUCCUGCCCUUCAUGCUGCGCUUCCGGGCCCGGUACCUGACCACCUACUUCGUGGGCGAGGGGCUGAGCGGCCUGGUGCCCGGCCUUGUGGCCCUGGCCCAGGGCGUGGGGGUGGCCCGGUGCGUGAAUGGCAGCCUGGCAGGGAACGCCUCGGUCACGGGACUGCGGGCAGAGUACCAGCCGGCCAGGUUCUCCGUUCGCCUCUUCUUCCUCUUCCUCGGCGGCAUGAUGGGCCUGUGCCUCGCCGCCUUCGUCCUGCUCAACCACCUCCCGGCCGCCCGGCAGGAGCGGGCCAAGGAGCGGUUCCAGGCCCAGGCCCGGGUGGAGGCCAGCGCAGGCCUGCAGGCCGUGGUGGAGGAGCGGCCCAUGAUCAGCCCCACCGAGAGCCACCGGCUCAGCAGCUACUUCGGCACCGGCACGUACUCCUGGCCCCAGGUGGCCUACAUCUUCCUGGUGCUGGCCUGGGUCAACGCGCUGACCAACGCCGUGCUGCCUGCGGUGCAGUCCUACUCCUGCCUGCCCUACGGCCGCUCGGCCUACCACCUCUCGGCCACGCUGGCCGCCAUGGCCAACCCGCUGGCCUGCUUCUUCGGCAUGUUCCUGCCCAACAGGUGGGUGUCCUGGCUGGGGGGCACCCCAUAUCCUGGGCAGGCCUCUGGCCAGCGGAGCUGCCUUCCAAUGGCACCAGGAGCACCUCGGCUUGGCACCGGGAGGGGCAGCUGCAGGAUCUGCAUGUAA
Molecule: messenger RNA, 1198 nt
Organism: Chelonoidis abingdonii (Abingdon island giant tortoise)
Lineage: Eukaryota; Metazoa; Chordata; Testudines; Testudinidae
Product: riboflavin transporter 2-like
Biological process (GO): riboflavin transport
Cellular component (GO): plasma membrane
Molecular function (GO): riboflavin transmembrane transporter activity
Source: RefSeq, a predicted model, not a curated record